Molecule: messenger RNA, 279 nt
Organism: Necator americanus (New World hookworm)
Lineage: Eukaryota; Metazoa; Nematoda; Chromadorea; Rhabditida; Ancylostomatidae
Exons: 1
Coding region: 1-279 (92 amino acids)
Source: RefSeq, a predicted model, not a curated record
AUGGGCAGAACCUCGCUGCUGCUGAAGCCAGGAGUGCAGCAAUUUUUGAGGAAAUUCUGUCAAAAACAAAUCCGAGCACUACGCUUCCCCUUCGCUCAAAAUGUUCGAAGCGUUGGCGAAGCGCGUCGUGCACUUCUGGAAACAUGCUGCAAUUCGAUCAAUCCAGAAAAAAACAUCAGCAGUGCAAUUAGACGAGAACAAAAAGAAGUAGAAGCUAGUUAUAGCGGCGGAGUGCUCGAUCAACGUGAAACAAUCACCGCCGUCAACCAGAAUCUCUAG